AUUUAUCAACAUCGAUGCGCCAAACAACAGAUUAGAGCAUACUUCGGCCACAAGAACGCGAACCUGGUCUCGAGAACAGGUCCCGGCAACCAUACAGAGCUGUGUCUAAAAUUGGACUACCACUGAAGCAAGAUGCUCAUAGGCAUCACCGGCUCCAUAUGCUCCGGCAAACACACAACGGCCGAAUAUCUCGUCCAACAUCAUGGCUUCUUACGCCUGCAUCUCCCGACGCCAUCUCAACUUCAACAUGUGGUCGUGAACAACAGCUAUGCACCAUCAUCUUGCCCCACCACUGGCGAUGAGUCCAAGUCCAAUGGCACUAUUCCUGGAGGAGAACCUCUACUUGCACAUCUUCUACCCAGCGUGACGGACCAGAAAGGCACACGAGGGCUGACCUUUCCGGACGUCGAUGGGCUUCUCGAGUUCGUGACCAAGCGAUGGCGGGAACACUGGGUUCUGACGGAUAUCUACGACGAAAAUACUCUUGAACUACUACUGAGACGGCCGUUCUUCUUGUUAUUAAAUGUCGAAGCGCCCGUGGGAGUGCGGUAUCAGCGCUUCAGUGAGCGGUGCCGCCACCGCUCUCUCACACCUCUCCCAUUAUCCGACUUCAUUUACUACAACGACCUCCAACUCUAUGGCUCCCGCUGCCUCGCCUCGUCCACAUCCACCCCGUCUUCCUCAACACCCUUCACCUCCGGUAUCCUGCAUCUAACGUCCCGGUCACACCUACACCUCGUCAACAUCCACCCUACCAUAUCCGCCUACUACGCCUUCCUCUCGACUCUCGAUCUCCCUUCUCCCGUCCGUCUCCGACCAACAUGGGAUGCCUAUUUCAUGACCCUAGCCCACCUCGCCUCCCGGCGAUCAAACUGCAUGAAACGCCGUGUCGGCUGCGUCCUCGUGCACAACUCGCGCAUCAUAUCGACCGGCUACAAUGGCACUCCACGCAACCUGCGCAACUGCAACGAAGGCGGCUGCGCGCGCUGCAACUCGGCGGUCGCCACGGGCGGUUCGUCCCUCUCCACAUGCCUGUGUCUGCACGCCGAGGAGAACGCGCUGCUCGAAGCCGGCCGCGAGCGCAUCCGCGAGGGCUGCAUCCUGUACUGUGACACGUGUCCGUGCCUGACGUGCAGCGUCAAGAUCGCCCAGGUCGGCGUCAAGGAAGUCGUGUAUAGCCAGAGCUAUAAUAUGGACGAGGCGAGUCGGCGGGUGCUCAAGGAGGCCGGCGUCGGCUUGAGGCAGUUCAUCCCUCCGAAGAGUGGAUUGGUCGGCUUUGGCUUUGAUCCUGACACUGCUACUAAUCAUGACGAGGCAUUGGGUCAAGACGGAGAAGGCCAAGAAUUGGUAGUUAGGAAUGGCAUCUCUUGAGUGCGAAUACUACAGGCAAUCUUGUACCUCUCAGCAGCUUCGGCCCACAAACAAUCACACCUCCUCCCCCGGGCUGCUAAGGGCCACUGCUUUAUUCCAAAUGAGAUGUGAGAACUGGCGCAGGAAGGUGAAUGGGUUGAAUCGAGUGAAAAUGACUACGAGUAGAAGUGCAAGCUAUCGUGAAGGGUAUCGAUUUGUCGUCAUUAGAAGUGGAAAAGAAACCCGCGUGGACCGC
Exophiala xenobiotica is the source of this 1606-nucleotide messenger RNA. RefSeq lists its product as uncharacterized. The record is from RefSeq and is a predicted model, not a curated record. The transcript has 3 exons. Gene Ontology annotation, molecular function: hydrolase activity; zinc ion binding. Lineage: Eukaryota; Fungi; Ascomycota; Eurotiomycetes; Chaetothyriales; Herpotrichiellaceae. The coding region runs from base 133 to 1371 and encodes 412 amino acids.